UUUACAGAAUUAUACAAAGUAUUGUUUGACAAGAUAAGACAAGACAUGGCAAGACGUAGAUGUUUAGCUAUGUAGUAUGAACUAUUACCUAUUUUAAUUACAGAGUAGACAUUUUGGAUCAUUUACUUUGGUACAUAUCCACCUAACCUAGGUCAUAAGGGGAAUUCUGGACUUGAACUGCAUAAGUGCAUUAUUGUUGGGUAAUACCCCUGAAAACACUCAACCCGUCAUCACCAAGUCCAUCGCCCCCCUGAUCAUGGACGACCUAAGUAUCUCUGACUUAUAUCUCCCAACCGCACUCGCACUUAUCACGGCAUUACUAUACCAAUAUGUCCUGUAUCCCGCCGUCUUCUCGCCACUCUCCAGAAUCCCCAAUGCGCAUUGGUCCUGCUCCAUCUCACCGGCCUGGAUCUUGUGGGCCCGCUUCAAGAGUCGCGAAAACCGCACUCUACACUUAGCUCACCAGCUUCAUGGGCCCAUAGUGCGCCUCGGGCCUAAUGAGUUGAGCGUGAACAGUGUUGAGGCUGUCAAGACUAUCUACCAAGGUGGCUUCGACAAGCACCAGUGGUACUCCAUCUUCAACAACUAUGGCGUCCCCUGCAUGUUCUCCUUCCAGCAAUCCAAACCCCACUCCACCAGAAAACGCAUGAUCUCCCACGUGUACUCCAAAUCGCACCUCGCCUCCUCCCGCGCCCUCGCCCUCCAAGCCCGCGCCAUCCUAACCACCCGCCUCCUCCCCAUCAUCGCUUCCUCCAAGAACCUGCACGGGGUAGACGUGCACUCGCUCUUCAGCGGCGCCGCCAUGGACCUCAUCGCGGCGUACUGCUUCGGGCUGGGCCGCACCGACGACUUCAUCCGCAACGCGGGCUACCGCGCCCACUGGCUCGCGCUGUACGCCACGCGCUCCACGCACGGCUUCUUCGCGCAGGAGCUGCCGCGGCUCUCACGCUUGCUCAGCUUCCUCGGUGUCCCGCUCCUCGCGGCUUCGUUGUUUGGCGGCGACGACGCCGAUGCCGCGAAUAGGGAGCUCGAGGCCUGGUGCAAGGCGCACUGCGACGCUACGAUCCAGCAGCUCAAAGCUGAAGCGGAAGCGGAAGCUGGGAGGGAAUCAAAGUCGAGCGUAGACACAGCCAACGACCCGGCCGUUGUGCGCGCGCUCCUCGCCGGCAUCGCCAAGGAAGAAGCGCGCACCAGCACCACUACCAACGACAGCGAUCUCUCCCUCCUAGUCGCCUCCGAGAUCUUCGACCAUGUGCUCGCCGGCCACGAGACUACCGGCGUCGCGCUGACCUACCUCUCGUAUCACCUCUCUCAAUCGCCUUCCUUGCAGCGGACGCUACGCGAGGAGCUGCUGAGCGCUGCUGCGAAGCCUACCACCACUACCACUAACAGCAGCAGCAGCAGGGUAGCAGUGUAUCCCGAUGCGCGACAACUAGACCGUCUACCGGUUCUGCACGCCGUGGUGAUGGAGACAGUGCGCCGAUACACACCGGCCGGGGGCCCUGAGCCGCGCGUUACGCCUCACCACCACCCUCAUCAGAAUCAACAGCAGAACACAUCAUCACCAGGCUGUCUAAUCGGCCCCUACCCAAUCCCCCCCGGCGUGCGCGUCUCCGCGUCAGCGUACAACCUUCACCGCGACGCGACCGUGUUCCCGGACCCCGAGAAAUGGGAUCACACGCGAUGGCUGCGUCGUCGUCCUCAUCCUCGUUCACGAGACAGGACCGGAAAAGAAGAAGAAGAAGGGGAGGAAAUGGAAAGUAAUGGGUACCAGCUGAAAGAAAAGGACGAAGACGUAAACAGACACUUCUGGGGUUUCUCGAGCGGCGGGAGGAUGUGUCUCGGCUCGAAUUUCGCCAUGCACGAAAUGAAACUCAUCAUCGCGGCCAUCUACGCAAACUACACGAGCCACGUCGUCGACGACGAGGGCGUCGAGCCGACGGAUGCGUACACGGGUCACCCGAAGAGCGGUUCGUUGUACCUGCGGUAUGAGAGGGUUAUAUAAAGGUACAGGCUGUGUUGUAUUCAUGCUCCUUGUGUUAGCAGCAGGGUGGUUUCAAGAUCUAAAUUCCAUGUACCAUAUAACUAAUUUGGUACCUACUAACCUACAGUAUAACUUGGCGAGAAAAACAGAUUGUUGAGUUAUACAUACCUACCGAAGAUAUUUAUGAGGCGGCCAGUGAAAUUGACCCUAUACGUUAGGCAAGAUACGUAGAAGCGAGAUCUGAUCUUUGACUAUCGAAUGAAUACUACCUACCUAGGUAGUCAUCAGGCUGAUUAGUAUGUUGGUAUACUAUUUAAAU
Messenger RNA from Hypoxylon fragiforme, 2303 nucleotides. RefSeq names its product cytochrome P450. The record is from RefSeq and is a predicted model, not a curated record. Gene Ontology annotation, molecular function: monooxygenase activity; iron ion binding; oxidoreductase activity, acting on paired donors, with incorporation or reduction of molecular oxygen. Lineage: Eukaryota; Fungi; Ascomycota; Sordariomycetes; Xylariales; Hypoxylaceae. The coding region runs from base 257 to 2005 and encodes 582 amino acids. The transcript is spliced from 3 exons.